This is a messenger RNA of Hibiscus syriacus, 1512 nucleotides long. RefSeq names its product heat stress transcription factor B-2b-like. The record is from RefSeq and is a predicted model, not a curated record. Gene Ontology annotation, molecular function: RNA polymerase II cis-regulatory region sequence-specific DNA binding; DNA-binding transcription factor activity. Gene Ontology annotation, biological process: regulation of transcription by RNA polymerase II. The coding region runs from base 255 to 1172 and encodes 305 amino acids. Gene Ontology annotation, cellular component: nucleus. NCBI's taxonomy places the organism in Eukaryota, Viridiplantae, Streptophyta, Magnoliopsida, Malvales, Malvaceae. The transcript is spliced from 3 exons.
AGAAAUCACAAAACCUAACUUUCCAUCUUUCCCCUUCUCUAACAUGCCGCUUUCAACUCUGUAUUGUGUUGAAACCUGAAACAUUCAUUCAAUGGUGUCUGACCGCACGAGCCAGGUUUCUUACUUCUUGUUUGGUUGGUGAGAAAAGUUUUGCUUUCUUUCCAGCACCAGUUAAAGAGGCAAAGGCAAGGCAGAGGAAUAGAUCUCUUUGGAUAUUUCUGGAUAUUUAGUGUUCGUAUGUUGGACAGAACCUCAUGGCCUGCAAAUCCCUAGCCAGUGCUGCCGCCGACUCACAACGAUCUUUACCUACUCCGUUUCUUACGAAAACCUAUCAGCUCGUCGAUGAUCCUUCCGUCGAUGACUUGAUUUCAUGGAACGAAGACGGAUCAGCUUUCAUCGUUUGGCAGCCCGCGGAAUUCGCCCGUGAUUUGCUCCCUAAAUACUUCAAACAUAACAAUUUCUCCAGCUUCGUGCGCCAACUCAACACAUAUGGAUUUAGGAAGGUAGUGCCGGACCGAUGGGAGUUUGCUAACGAAUGUUUUCGAAGAGGUGAUAAGGGACUUCUCCGAGACAUACAGCGCCGUAAAAUAACUCCUGCUGCUUCGGCGACAGUGACCAUUGCGGCUCCUCCUCCUAAGGUAUCACCCUCGCCCUCGAACUCGGGAGAUGAGCAGGUAAUCUCGUCGAACUUGCCUCCUGUCGCCUCCAUUGUGCAUCGGAUCACGAGCUGCACGACAACGUCGGAGCUUUUAGAGGAGAACGAGAGGCUUAGAAAAGAAAACACUCAGCUGAGCCGUGAGUUGGCUCGGUUGAAGGGAUUAUGUAACAAUAUAUUUACUCUGAUGACCAACCAUGCUUCCAGUCUGUUGGAGAAUCAUUCAAAUCUGGCAGAAGGAAUGGCGUUAGAUAUAUUAUCAAAGAGGAAUUCGGCGAGUACUACGGAGGGUAGUAGUCCGAAGGAGGUAACGGCGGCGGCAGAGAAUGUGACGCCGAAGUUAUUCGGAGUUUCCAUAGGGGUGAAGCGCGUGAGGAGAGAAGGGGAGGAUCGGAAUAAUAAUCAAGUACGGAAGCAGGAUGUUGAACCUGGGUCUAAGGUUAGAGAAGAGCCGUGGAUAAAAAGUCAACGUGGCUGGAGCUUGGGAGAUGAUCAAGCGAUAUGCAAUGCUAUUUGAUUCGGAAGCAUGGGUGAUGUGACGGUAUUGAAGAGGGACGUGGUCAUUCUUCGAGGAAUCACGUGUUUGGAACGUGACACGUGGGUGAGGAAGAAUUUGUUCUGGGUGCUUCUGGAAUGUUAGAAUCCCAGUUGUGGAGACAUCGGGAUCGAAAAGAGCGAUGUUGUAAAGCAAAAGCCGCCUCGACGAAAAGGAUGGGUCCCGAUUUCCAUUGGAGUUACAAAUGAAAGGUUCUAUAUUGUUCUAGAUUUGACUUACAAAUGUACAUUUUACUCGACAUUUCAUUAACAUAAUUUAAUUAGAAACAAGAGUUUAUUGUCUUCUUGUUGUGACCUUGUUU